GCAGCCAUGUAUCCUCCCCAGCAGCUACGCGGUGAGAGCCGCCAGGCGCUGCUCCCGUCACGGUCAUCCUUUCUCCGUUCACCCCUUCAAACAAUGUUAUCUAUGUUCUCCAAACCAUUCUUCGACUGCUAAACUCAAGUAUUUGGAUUGAUUCUACCAGCUACAGUUUGCCAUGGCGACGGUGGUGAUGGAGCAGAUCGGUCGCCUGUUUAUCAACGCGCAGCAGCUGCGUCAGAUCCCUCAGCUGCUGGAGUCGGCCUUCCCCACGCUGCCUUGCACUGUGAAGGUGUCCGACGUUCCCUGGGUUUUCCGUGAGCGUCAUAUCCUCACCGGCUACAGACAGCCAGACCAAAGCUGGCGCUACUACUUCCUCACCCUCUUCCAAAGGCACAAUGAGUCCCUCAAUGUGUGGACCCACCUGCUGGCCGCCCUCAUCAUCUUGGUGAAGUGGCAGGAGAUCUCGGAGACGGUGGAUUUUUUGCGAGACCCUCACGCCCAGCCCCUCUUCAUUGUCCUCCUGGCAGCCUUCACCUACCUCUCCUUCAGCGCUCUCGCUCAUCUGCUCUCUGCCAAGUCCGAGCUCUCCUUCUACAGCUUCUACUUCCUCGACUAUGUUGGGGUGGCUGUCUACCAGUAUGGCAGUGCCCUGGCACACUACUACUACGCCAUAGAGAAAGAGUGGCACACUAGAGUGCAAGGGCUCUUUUUACCCGCUGCAGCAUUCUUGGCCUGGCUUACUUGCUUCGGCUGCUGCUACGGCAAGUAUGCUAGCCCCGAGCUGUCAAAGUUAUCCCUCAAGCUCUGCCAAGUGGUGCCCUCCGCCUUGGCUUACUGUUUAGACAUAAGCCCUGUGGUUCACCGCAUCUACAGCUGCUACCAGGAGGGCUGCUCAGACCCAGUUGUGACGUACCAUUUCUACCACAUGGUCUUUUUUCUUAUCAGCGCCUAUUUCUUCUGCUGCCCUCACCCAGAGAGUUUGUUCCCUGGGAGGUGUGACUUCAUCGGGCAGGGCCACCAGAUCUUUCACAUAUUCGUGGUGGUGUGCACCCUGAUGCAGAUCGAAGCGCUGAAAAUAGACUUCACAGAGCGCCGUCCCUUCUACGAGCGCCUUCACGGCGAUCUCGCACACGAUGCCGUUGCACUCUUCAUCUUCACUGCCUGCUGCAGUGCUCUCACCGCUUUUUAUGUGCGCAAUCGUGUCCGUGCCUCUCUGCACGAGAAGGAGGAGUAAGAGUUGACAUGAGAGUGUAAAAAAAAAAAAAAA
Messenger RNA from Perca flavescens (yellow perch), 1264 nucleotides. It is a transcript of the gene paqr7b, whose product is annotated as progestin and adipoQ receptor family member VII, b. Gene Ontology annotation, cellular component: plasma membrane. NCBI's taxonomy places the organism in Eukaryota, Metazoa, Chordata, Actinopteri, Perciformes, Percidae. Gene Ontology annotation, biological process: response to steroid hormone. The record is from RefSeq and is a predicted model, not a curated record. Bases 173 to 1231 code for a protein of 352 amino acids. The transcript is spliced from 2 exons. Gene Ontology annotation, molecular function: steroid binding; nuclear steroid receptor activity.